Molecule: messenger RNA, 2812 nt
Organism: Dreissena polymorpha
Lineage: Eukaryota; Metazoa; Mollusca; Bivalvia; Myida; Dreissenidae
Product: beta-1,3-galactosyl-O-glycosyl-glycoprotein beta-1,6-N-acetylglucosaminyltransferase-like
Exons: 4
Coding region: 332-1786 (484 amino acids)
Cellular component (GO): membrane
Molecular function (GO): acetylglucosaminyltransferase activity
Source: RefSeq, a predicted model, not a curated record
CUCUCACUAAAGGUCGCAAAAACCGAAAUAUCACAUAUGGUUUCAAAUAUUAGAUAAUUUGGUGGUGAUCUUUAUUAAAUUCUAAUUCAAUUUUGAAAUAACAGUUAUGUGUAGAUAAAGCGAUACUAUUACACGAUUUAAAUAAUUAGCAUGCUCGGAAUACAUUUGCUAUUUGCAAAUAAACGAUAAGUGUUGCAUCUGGUGAUAUAUAUUGCGUAUCGCAUUAUACUGUUCAGAAUAUGUGCAGAGGGAUGCAUAUUUAAUACUUUAUACUAAACAGCUAAGGCAGAACUAGGAUUGCGAGAUAGCAGCAAAAGCAGGGGUCAGCAUCAUGUCAAAUGUCACCAGAUACAUAAUUCUGUUUGGAAUCGUCGUUUUCCUUGGGACGUGUAUUUACUUGCUGGAGAACAACUUUACCUUACAGAACGUUACAGGAUUUAUUUAUCAAACUUCAUCUGGUAAGGAUGUUUCCAGCUUUUAUUCGCAUGACUUUCGUGAACAAAUUUAUCUCGUGACGAAAGGCUUCGAUGUGUCCACCCAAGGCUACAGACAGAAUGUCAACAUAAGAGCGAGCUUUCAGACGACGCCUCACUAUAAAAAUAACCCGAUUUUUCAUGUAAACGGAUAUAACAUUACAGACGAGACACUAUACCUUUUUGGUUACAUGGACAAAAACAAUUCAACGAGUCCAGUGAGGUUAAGCGGGCUUUCAAAUUUGUUAAAUAUCAUAAAACCGUAUAUAAAACAAGACAAUAAAUUAAAACAUAUAUACUUACCACACAAACAUUAUUUUCAUCAUUCCAGAAUAGUUACUGAUGUAAACUGCAACGCUAUAUUCCAAGGAGAUAAACAUGAAAUAAAACGUGCAGAGAACAUUACACAAGUUAGAAAUUUCCUUCAUCCUCAAAACUACUCAGAAAUGACAAAGAACUGCUCACAUUUUAGACGUCUGCGAGGAUAUAUUGAGCAUCAUUUAACGGAAGUUGAACGCAACUUUCCAAUAGCGUUCAGUCUUCUCAUGUUCAAAGAGAUUGAACAAUCGGAGAGACUUCUACGCGCCAUUUACAGACCACAUAACUAUUAUUGCAUACAUGUUGAUUCCAAAACAGAUCAAGCCAUAUACGACGCCAUGACUUCAAUUGCGAGUUGCCUUGAGAACGUUUUUAUGACGUCGACACGAUUUAACGUUCAGUGGGGUACAAUGACCGUUCUCGAGCCAGAUUUGCUCUGCAUGGAAGAGCUUUGGAACAAAAGUACAGCGUGGAAAUAUUUUAUAAAUCUGACUGGACAAGAGUUUCCGCUGAGAACAAACUACGAACUUGUGCGCAUUUUACAGGCAUACAAUGGAUCAAACGAUAUUGUGGGAACUAACACAAGCUGGGAUCGUUGGCAGAGAGCCGGUCCGCCACCUCACAACAUCACGGCGUUAAAGGGGUCUGUGCAUGUUGUGGUCAACAGAGGCUUUGUGGACUUCGUAUUGCACGAUCAGCGAGCCCAUGACCUAUUAAACUGGACGAGAAAGACGUACGUGCCCGAUGAAACGUAUUUUGCUACGCUCAAUCAUAACCCUCAUCUCGGUGUACCCGGCGCGUAUUUAGGGGUACCCGAGAAAGACGAUGUGAUAAAGCCAUUCAUGGCGCGAUUCAAGGAUUGGGGCGCAAGAAAGUGUCAUGGCAAACGCGUGCGUGGUGUCUGCGUCAUAGGCACAGGCGAUCUGCCGGAGCUGGCCCAGAGCAAGAAGCUAUUCGUGACAAGAAAUAUCUUUAAAAAAGAUAUACGGCGUUGAUUGUGGUCGAUGUUUUUGAACGAUCAAAAGUUAUCUCUAUGAGAUAAAAAGUAGCGGAUGCCUUUUUUUCUGCGCAGUUGUUAGCUACAUCAUAAGCAAAUCAAUUACGGGGUGUUGCGCCAGAUUUCGUGGCUUAUUUUGCUUUAUGUGAUAUUAUUACUCAGAUAUCUAUAUUUACAGAAUAGAAAAACACAAGAAACAUCAAAAUAAACGAGUGCAUAUAGGUCAGCCGGCAAUACUCGAAUCUUAUUUAAUUGCAUAAUUAUAGUAUAGCGAAUUAUUGUGGACAUGCUUAAUAAACUGGUCUAAAUGGAUAAAUAUUUCUAAUUAAUUUUAUCAAAAUUGGUCCUUAUCAUGCAAAUUUUGAAACCAUAUUAAAAAUCGAUGAUUGACAUACCACAAUAAUAUCGCAGAAUAUCUUUAUUUAGUAUCUUUCUGAUCAAAACAGACUUCAAGUGCACAAAGUUUACGAGACGGCGUUUAUAUAAAGAUUUCUGCAACUGACCGCAAACUGACCUUGAUACCUUGCGGAUUGGAAUGCAAUGCAUUACAGUCACUACGUUAUUGUCAGUAAGACACAAUGAUCGCAACCCCUUUUGCGAACUCCGGUGAUGAACUGUAUAUAAACUCUGACUUUCACAAAAUGACCGCGUAUUGACCCGAAACCUCGCGUGUUGAAAUGCAAUGCAAGUAAGUACUAAAUAUGACAACAUAGCCUUUAGUUAAACGCUUUUGCGCUGGUAAUUCUCUGAAAAUAAAAGGUGAACGCACAAACUGUAUUUAUGUCGAAAAUUGAUUGUAAAACUGUUCUAUCUAUUGGGCCUUUUCAUUAGAGAUAAAAUUGUUUCAUGCAGUAAAACAGUGUUACAAAGACGCGGAUAUGUUUCCAAUGUUCUGGUGUUAUACUCAAAUCAGCCAAUGGAAUAAAUGAAGUGUAUUCAUUCGUACCUAGCCGCGGGAAAUUUUAUUUGAGUAUUAUUGGACACUUACAAAGGUCAAGUCAGGGUGAAAAGCUGGCUUAUUCAG